AUGGAGGAGGCGGAGGGGGCGGCGGCCAAGGACUGGGCCACGACCCCCGCGGGGCCCGUCUGGACCGCAGUGUUCGACUACGAGGCGGCGGCCGACGAGGAGCUGACCCUGCGCAGGGGCGACCGCGUGCAGGUGCUCUCCCAGGACUGUGCUGUGUCCGGCGACGAGGGCUGGUGGACCGGGCAACUGCCCAGCGGCCGUGUGGGGGUCUUCCCCAGCAACUACGUGGCCCCCACCGCGCCCGCGGGCCUCCAGCUGCCCCAGGAGAUCCCCUUCCACGAGCUGCAGCUGGAAGAGAUCAUCGGUGUGGGGGGCUUUGGCAAGGUCUACCGGGCCCUGUGGCGUGGCGAGGAGGUGGCGGUCAAAGCCGCCCGGCUGGACCCUGAGCGGGACCCGGCAGUGACAGCCGAGCAGGUGCGUCAGGAGGCCCGGCUCUUCGGAGCCUUGAAGCACGCCAACAUCAUUGCCCUUCGGGGCGCCUGCCUCAGCCCCCCACAUCUCUGCCUGGUCAUGGAGUAUGCCAGAGGAGGCGCCCUGAGCAGGGUGCUGGCAGGACGCCGCGUGCCCCCUCACGUGCUGGUCAACUGGGCAGUGCAGGUUGCCCGGGGCAUGAACUACCUACACAAUGAAGCCCCUGUAGCCAUUAUCCACCGGGACCUCAAGUCUAUCAACAUCCUGAUCCUGGAGGCCAUUGAGAACCACAACCUCGCAGACACGGUGCUCAAGAUCACAGACUUCGGCCUCGCCCGUGAGUGGCACAAGACCACCAAGAUGAGUGCCGCGGGGACUUACGCCUGGAUGGCCCCGGAGGUCAUCCGCCUCUCCCUCUUCUCCAAAAGCAGUGAUGUCUGGAGCUUUGGAGUACUGCUCUGGGAGCUACUGACGGGUGAGGUCCCCUACCGCGAAAUCGACGCCUUGGCCGUGGCCUAUGGAGUGGCUAUGAACAAGCUGACGCUGCCCAUCCCUUCCACAUGCCCUGAGCCCUUUGCCCGCCUACUGGAGGAGUGCUGGGACCCAGAGCCCCACGGGCGGCCAGACUUCAGCAGCAUCUUGAAGCGGCUGGAAGUCAUUGAACAGUCAGCCCUGUUCCAGAUGCCACUGGAGUCCUUCCACUCGCUGCAGGAAGACUGGAAGCUGGAGAUACAGCACAUGUUCGAUGACCUCCGCACCAAGGAGAAGGAGCUCCGGAGCCGAGAGGAGGAGCUGCUGCGGGCGGCGCAGGAGCAGCGCUUCCAGGAGGAGCAGCUGCGGCGGCGGGAGCAGGAGCUGGCAGAGCGCGAGAUGGACAUUGUGGAGCGCGAGCUGCACCUGCUCAUGUGCCAGCUGAGCCAGGAGAAGCCCCGCGUGCGCAAGCGCAAGGGCAACUUCAAGCGCAGCCGCCUGCUCAGGCUGCGGGAAGGCAGCAGCCACAUCAGCCUGCCCUCCGGCUUUGAGCAUAAGAUCACCGUCCAGGCCUCUCCAACUCUGGACAAGAGGAAAGGAUCCGACGGGGCCAGCCCCCCCGCCAGCCCCAGCAUCAUCCCCCGGCUGAGGGCCAUUCGCUUGACCCCUGUGGACAGUGGCUGUGGCAGUGGCAGCGGUGGCGGCAGUGGGACAUGGGGCCGCAGUGGGCCCCCAAAGAAGGAAGAACUGGUGGGAGGCAAGAAGAAGGGCCGGACGUGGGGGCCCAGCUCAACCUUACAGAAGGAGCGGCUGGGCGGAGAGGAGAGGCUGAAGGCCCUGGGGGAAGGCAGCAAACAGUGGUCAUCAAGUGCCCCCAACCUGGGCAAGUCCCCCAAACACACCCCCAUCGCUCCUGGCUUCGCCAGCCUCAACGAGAUGGAGGAGUUCGCAGAGGCGGAUGGAAGCGGCAGCGUGUCCCCUUCGCCCUACACCACCCAGUCCUACCUCUCGGUGCCUCUGCCGCCCGAGCCUUCCCCGGGGACCACGCCCCCUGCGCGCACGGUGCACGCCGCGCGGCGGCGCUGCGAACUCGCCCUGCUCGGCUGCGCCACGUUGCUGGGCGCCGUGGGCCUGGGCGCCGAUGUCGCCGAGGCGCGCGCCGCCGACUGCGAGGAGCAGCGGCGCUGGCUCGAUGGCCUCUUCCCUCGCGCCGGCCGCUUCCCCCGCGGCCUCAGCUCCCCCGGACGCCACCCGGGCCGUCGCGACGACGCGGCCCCUGGCCCGGGCCUUGUGUCCUCCGCCACCCUCGUGUCGCUGUCGUCAGUGUCGGACUGCAACUCCACGCGCUCGCUGCUGCGCUCCGACAGCGACGAGGCGGCGCCGGCCGCGCCCUCCCCACCGCCCUCUCCCCCUGCGCCCACGCCCUCGCCCAGCACCAACCCCCUGGUGGACCUAGAGCUGGAGAGCUUCAAGAAGGACCCCCGCCAGUCGCUCACGCCCACCCACGUCACGGCUGCGCGCGCCGUGAGCCGUGGACACCGGCGGACACCCUCGGAUGGAGCGCUGGGACAGUGGGGGGCGUCUGAAGCCGCAGCCCACGGCCCUGGCCCUCGAGACCCCCUGGACAUCCCCCGCCUGCCCGACCCCCAGGCCCUGUUCCCGACCCGCCGCCGGCCUCCCGACUUCCCCGGCCGUCCCACCACCCUGACCUUUGCCCCGCGGCCCCGGCCGGCUGCCAGCCGCCCCCGCCUGGACCCCUGGAAACUGGUCUCCUUCAGCCAGAUGCUGAGCCUCUCGCCGCCCAGCAGGCCGGACACUCCGGAGAGCCCCGGGCCGCCCGGCGUGCAGCCCACGCUGCUCGACAUGGACAUGGAGGGGCAGAGCCAGGACAGCACUGUGCCCCUGUGCGGGGGCCGCGGCUCCCACUGA
Messenger RNA from Orycteropus afer afer, 2811 nucleotides. RefSeq names its product mitogen-activated protein kinase kinase kinase 10 (gene MAP3K10). The transcript has 10 exons. Gene Ontology annotation, biological process: protein phosphorylation; positive regulation of apoptotic process. Lineage: Eukaryota; Metazoa; Chordata; Mammalia; Tubulidentata; Orycteropodidae. The record is from RefSeq and is a predicted model, not a curated record. Bases 1 to 2811 code for a protein of 936 amino acids. Gene Ontology annotation, molecular function: JUN kinase kinase kinase activity; ATP binding; protein binding.